AAACCAACUGCGGUGGAGGAGGAGGCCGUCGUCUCGGCGACGCCGAACCCCCGCAGCAGGGCCCGAAAUUAAUCUGGCCUACCCCGCGCAGCCACUUGAAUCGGGCCCAUUUCUCUUAUCCAUGUCGCCCUCCCUCAAUUUGUUCACACUCUGCGUUGCGGACUGACGGUUGUCUUGCGCCAUGAGCAGCAAUUCCGUCGGCAGAGUUGGGUGGGUGGAUCCCGCUGGAGUCACGAGCGGCGUUCGAGGGGAGCAGGAAGAGGAGGAGGGCUAUGGAGGUUGAGUGUUGGAAACGGUUUGGAUCGUUUCACCGGUGCGGAGAAGGGAGAGAGGUGUGGAUUAGUGUGGCUGAGUUGGCCUUUUAGAUGGCGGGCUCUUCCAUUCCCUAAGGCAGGGUCGAGAUGUUGUCAAGUCUCGGUGAUGGUUGUUGUUUCGCUAGGGAUGUGAUGCCGGCAGCAGAUUUCGGUGUUGGAACGCCUGCAGGGAUGGGUUGGUUUGAGAGUUGUAGGCAGCAGAGCGGGGUGAGGGUUCAGCGGAGGUGGACGUGGAGGUGGGUUUCUCGUCGCGUGUAAUUUUGAUAGAAUCUGUCCGUUGUGGUUGAUAUAUUUGCUUUGGGUGGAGGCUGUUGCCUGGAGGGGAUUCGUGUUAUUUCGUAGAAAGCCAGUUUUGGAGGUUUUUGACAACUUCUAUAGAAGAAUUUGAACCAAUUUGGUCGCGAGGUUGCAUGGAAAGAAAGGUCGGUCCGGACGCGUUUCUACUGACCUCCCUUUGGUUCGAGCUUAAUUUGGUCUGCGUUGAUAGACGGGAUCGAGCUCUGUUUUCCGUUGCUUCCGCCACGCUUCUUGAGGAGGUGAUUUGGGCUCAAAAACGAUUCGGUUGCUGUCAUAGAAGUUUUACGAGGUGGAGCGCUCUGUACAAUCUGAAAAACAGGCACCACGAGGGUUGCCCAACGUUUUAAAGUAAGGACUUGAAGGAUCGAAGAAUAGCACAACGAAGGCAUUUUUCGUGGUCGGUGGUUGCUAGGUGGUGUAUCAUGGAUUUUAGGGAAUGGUGGUCCGUUAUUUUGUAUGAUUUAGAUUUUUCGUCAGUUGAUAUGAGGUUUAAGGUUUCUGAGUGUAUGUCCUUCCACGCAUAGUUGUAUGCCACUGUAGUUAAUUUUUAUUCAAUAGUACUGAUCGGAGUUGUAGGAUUUUGUAAUGGCGUUCAUAUCGACCAAAAUAGCAAUUGGGAUCGGGGUAGGAAUAGUUUCACUUCUAGCUCUAUGCUACUUCGUCUAUUGGGGUGUACGAAAGUUUCGGCACCGCACGAGGAGCACCGGCCAAAUUUCUGCGACCCCUGAGGAAAUUCCUAGUGGGACUCGAAAUGGGUUGAAGAAAGAAAUGGUGAUUGCAUUACCAAUCGUGAAAGCCAGUGAUGUGAAUGUUGACGAGGGAUUAAAAUCACAUUUGGAUUGCAGAUGCUCGAUAUGCUGGCAGGACUUCCGAAACGAAGCUACUAUGCGACAGCUACCCCAUUGUAAACAUGUCUUCCACAGGCAUUGUAUCGAUCCUGUGCUUGACGAACAGAUCACUUGCCCUGCUUGCGGCGUUAUCCUGACUGGCAGUUUCGGCACAUCCAAGAGAUUCAGUGAAAGGAACCCCAGCUAUCAGCGGGAUUCCUCUCGGAGCAUGUGCUCGAAUGACCCUUCGGCGUCUUCCACCCCCAAAUCGCCUGCGAUGCCGCCCUAUUGGGUUCACAUCAAUAGACCAGUGCCCCUCCCGCAGACUGCUGUAGUAACCAGCCGCUCCAGCUCUUCGGAACGAUUUGAAAUUGACCUGAACGCUUCAGGCCAGUCUCCGCUGUUGAAGUACAUGACCGGGAGCCACGUUGAAGAUAUAGAUUUGGAGCAAUGCAUCGACAUUAGCUUCACCUUCGACACCGACAUUCCAGUCGAGAGAAGACCGCCUUCAACAAACGAAAGAAGCGUAGAUUCCUUCUCCUUUGGAGUCCCAAGCGCAGACACUUUCACUUUCCCAGGACCCAGCGGUGCAGGGCAGGAUUCCUGGGAUGCUGCACCGGCAAUACCUUUCAAGCCACCGUGCAGCAGCAGAGAAUCGACAACGACUGAUGCUUGCGACACUAAUUCAGGUAAAACAUACUCACAAAGCACCUCGAGGAGGUCUCGCUUGUCGAAUUCAUUCUCCGCCAGUUGUAGCUUCAAUCGGCUAGGCACCGAAGACAGACACGCACAUUCGGAACUGCAGGAUGAGCACGUUCAUUUUGCGGCGGAUCAUCAAACUUCGACGGGGCCGCAGGAUCAAUGCUCGUUGGAUGCCUCUGGGAAUCUCACCUUGUCUUUUUCUUCUUCCGAAGCUUCGAAGAAGCCAAGCAGGGUUGUUUCAAACUGCAACACCUAUUCUCUGCAGGUAGAAAGCAGCCAAAGCACCAGGUGGGAGCGGCUGUAGGUGUGGAACUCACUUGUAAUCUAUGGAGCAGCAUCGACACAGUUCUGAUUGCACACUAUCAACUGAUCUGCUUCACUAGCUUAAACGGAUUCGUUUGACAGUGCCCAAUUGUGCUGAACGCUCAAAUUGUAAUAUGAAGCAUUCCAACGGUGUAUGUGUGUGUGUGUUUUUUUUUCUUCAGUUUCUGUUCCUGUGUAGUGAACUCAGGUUGUUUUAUUGCACCGGUCGGCGUGUAAUGCGCCGCAGUUCAUUGCUGGAACUGGCUUUAUCACAACCCACCGACAGCGUCAUGUUGCAAGUCCUGGGGGGUUUGGCCUUGUGUUCUAAACUGUAACAUAGCCGCAUGUGAACACAAACCUUGAUUCCUGAGGCUAUUAUUUUGGUGUCACCAUAAACUGAUUUUGUCA
Physcomitrium patens is the source of this 2851-nucleotide messenger RNA. RefSeq lists its product as uncharacterized. NCBI's taxonomy places the organism in Eukaryota, Viridiplantae, Streptophyta, Bryopsida, Funariales, Funariaceae. The record is from RefSeq and is a predicted model, not a curated record.